Molecule: messenger RNA, 2379 nt
Organism: Ipomoea triloba (trilobed morning glory)
Lineage: Eukaryota; Viridiplantae; Streptophyta; Magnoliopsida; Solanales; Convolvulaceae
Product: probable magnesium transporter NIPA8
Exons: 14
Coding region: 543-1862 (439 amino acids)
Biological process (GO): magnesium ion transport
Cellular component (GO): membrane
Molecular function (GO): magnesium ion transmembrane transporter activity
Source: RefSeq, a predicted model, not a curated record
GAAAGUGGAUGGGUGGUGAAUAGUAGUUGUCACGUUUUGUUCCAGAAACUUUUGACUUUUGACCAACCCGACGGCAGUACGAAGGAAGCUUGGUACGCAAUUACAGAAGAAAGAAAGUUGUAAUAUAAUUACUUGCUUUCAAAACAAAGUUGAAGGUUGAAGGUUGAGAUAGAUAGAUAAUUCAAAGUCCAAAACUAAGAAGACAGAGUAGACGACGGCGCGUUCAUCCUCUCCGAUCCGAUCCACCGAAAGCCUAAAGGACGGCACAUCAUCUCUGCAAUGGAAUGCAAAUUAAUUAUCCUUGUUUAUUCAUCCAGCUCUCCCUCGCUCCUCACAUUUCUCUCCCCUUGUUCAACAACCAAAGUUUUGGCUGGCUGGCAAUGAGUGCUGCUCCUGCUCACUGACUUUUCAACAUCUGUAAUGCAUCUCCUCCUGUCCUGCUCCUGGACUGCUUAUUUUUGAGCAUCAACUUAUAUCAUUAACUGCUGUGCCUGCACCUACUAACUUCACUCACUCACUCAACACAACAUAUUCUCAACCUUAUGGGGGAGUGGGUUAUUGGAGCCUUCAUCAACCUUUUAGGCAGCAUUAUCAUCAACUUUGGAACCAACCUUCUUAAAUUGGGUCACGAUGAGAGAAUAAAACAUUCUGCCCUAGGCAAUGAGGGAACAAACGGGAAGGCUGCAAUGAAGCCCAUAAUACAUUUCCAAACCUGGAGAAUUGGAAUCCUUUUCUUUGCUCUUGGAAACUGUCUUAAUUUCAUUUCAUUUGGAUUUGCUGCUCAGUCGCUCCUAGCAGCUCUGGGUUCUAUACAGUUUGUCUCUAAUAUUGCAUUUGCCUACUUUGUAUUUAACAAAACAGUUACUAUCAAAGUACUGGUGGCCACAACUUUUAUUGUUCUUGGAAACAUCUUUCUUGUGGCAUUUGGCAACCACCAGUCACCUGUUUACACACCAGAACAGUUGGCGGAGAAGUAUAGCAACAUCACAUUUCUUCUAUAUUGUCUGAUUUUGGUUCUAGUAGUUGCUUUUCAUCACUCGGUGUACAGGAGAGGAGAACUGUUGCUCAAUGUCCCUGGAAAUGACCUGAAGCCCUUUUGGCAAAUGCUGCUUCCAUUUUCAUAUGCUAUUGUUUCAGGCACUAUUGGAUCAUUUUCAGUAUUGUUUGCAAAAUCACUCUCAAACUUGCUAAGGUUGUCCAUCUCAAACAGUUACCUAUUACACAGUUGGUUCACGUACUCGAUGCUUCUGCUAUUUCUUAGUACAGCAGGAUUUUGGAUGGCUAGGUUAAAUGAAGGACUUUCUCGGUUUGAUGCAAUACUUAUUGUCCCCAUGUUUCAGAUUGCUUGGACCUUCUUUUCUAUUUGUACAGGAUUUGUGUAUUUCCAGGAAUAUCAGGUAUUUGAUGCCCUACGGACAACAAUGUUUGUACUCGGUGUGAUGUGUGUUUUCAUAGGCAUAUCUUUGCUUGCUCCGGAUGACUCUAAAGGAACUGAAACCAAGGACAGUUCUCUUGUUUCUGCUUCAAGUCUGUCAAAUGAUGUGGAGAGGUUGAUUAUGCCAUUGGAAGAUCCUCAACUUAAAGAUGUGAAAUCAUUUUCUCAUUUAGUGCUGAUGAAAGCUGUAAAUCUUAUCGGCAAGGCUAAGGCUGCUUGUUCAUUAUCAUUAGGAUUGGGUGAUGAUUCACUUCAAGCGUCUUCAGUGCUGGUGAUGCCAAUGGUUUCAUCUAAAAUGACAGGCUUUCGAGGAAAUGGCGUUGAUCAAGCUAAACUAUUCUCUGCUAGAGGCCAGGGUUGGAGAAGAAUUUCAGUGGAUGAGGAUUGUGAGACAAGUGCAAUGCUCCCCCCACAGAGUAUGGUGUGAAGUCAACAGAUUUACCAAGGUUUUGAGGGUAUUUUACUUUAAUGUGCAUAUAUUGAUUGGUGUUAAUAGUUGGAUUUGGGUUAAGGUGGUAGGGGCAUCAUUUAUUGUGACUGUGCAGAGGAUGAUUUAUUUAUUUAUACUAGUUUCCACUGGUGAGUGAGAGUUUGGUCAAGUUUUUGGGCAGAAGAAAGGAGCUACAAGUUGUCAUCAUCUACAAUGAUCAAGCUUGGUAUAGCUUAAUUUAGUAUUGUGCAGGCAGGCAGCAGGGUAGGGUUGUAUAUAACUCGAUAAGCAAAUGGCCAUGUGUAACUAAAUAUACUAUGGUCAGGGUGGUUAGUAAAUAUGAAUAGUAGCCUUCUGGCUGAUGUAUACAAUAGCAAUACCAAUUGUAAGAACAGAACCCACGGAAUUGAAGUGGGGAUUUUGAUAAAUUUAUUGUUACAAUUUUGUGGUUGUGGUGAGAAAUAGAAUACAAAAUCCAUGACCUGAGCUGAGCUCAAGUGUCAUAAUUUCAUUA